CCACUGUCUUAUCAUACACGGAUCUGCCAUUGCGCCGUCGUAGACCAACAGAACCUGCACAUGCCGUUCCAGUGGAUAGUCAUGAAAGAGAAGCAGCUUUACAGAGGUGGGUGUCCAAGAAAGCUAAAAGGUCGAAUGUGGAUGUCGGAUCUUCGACAGGUCCCUGUCGCCCGGUUACGCGUUCAGUUGCAGCUGGCCUGUCUGUGUUGCAAAGGUUGCCAGCUGAAUGUGGUAGACAAUCUCAAUCCACACGGGCACACCGUUCUGCAGGCGGUGUUGUUAUGCGAGAUGGCACUGACAAGAAAUCGGAUGAGUCACAUGCGCAUGAAAAUUCAAUACCCAGCGCUUUGCACGAUGCUGCUCAGAAGACUGGCAGAGAUUCUGUUGGUGAGGAUAGUAGCACUUUACACAUUUCGGCCGCCCAAGGUGGAAUGGACGAGUCCCCUUCAACAAGUCGUGCAGUUAACACAGCUACACAACCCAAUGACGGCCGACGGAUUUUAGAUGCGGUGCUUACAAGCUCAUAUGCACUGCGGACACAGCGUGAUUGCAG
Striga hermonthica is the source of this 553-nucleotide messenger RNA. Lineage: Eukaryota; Viridiplantae; Streptophyta; Magnoliopsida; Lamiales; Orobanchaceae. The record is from the annotation of a GenBank genome assembly.